Molecule: messenger RNA, 9004 nt
Organism: Dermacentor andersoni
Lineage: Eukaryota; Metazoa; Arthropoda; Arachnida; Ixodida; Ixodidae
Gene: baz
Product: par-3 family cell polarity regulator
Biological process (GO): cell adhesion; intracellular protein localization; establishment of centrosome localization
Cellular component (GO): apical plasma membrane; adherens junction; apical junction complex
Molecular function (GO): protein binding; phosphatidylinositol binding
Source: RefSeq, a predicted model, not a curated record
GGUGGCGCACGAGCUGUUGCUGCUGUCGCGGCGACCAGCGCUCGUUUGUCCGUGCGCGAGUCCGCGUGUGCUGUGUGUGUCGUCGUGUCCCCGCUUGACGUGCGGCAAAGAGUGGCGUCGCGCCAAAGGAAUCGAACCCUCAGCGUCCAGGUGCGCACUGCACCGAAGACGUCGGGACUGUUUCGGUGGCGCGGCGUGACGCGCCCCAUCUGCCUGUUUGCGCUUGGCGGGCUCGUCACCUGUUUUCUUCUUUUUGUCGGCCGCGGAGCAGCUGACAGCCCUCGCGCGUCGAGUGUGGUGUAGCGAAACGGCGGCCCCAUUUCUGUGUGUAUGCACACAACCGCUGGGGUUCGCGCUGCCUCGGCUCUGUAUAGGACGAAGCGGUGGCGGCGGCUGCCGAAAGUUUCGUACAAGUCUGCCCGUAUACCCGCUGGCAAUGGACUCAUUGGCCGAGUGGAGGCUUAAACUACGGGGACGUACCUCAACAAUUUGCCGCUGCCUUCCGUGACACCGUCGUCUCAGAGCUUGCAAAGCAUCGAGGAGAUGUACGCGUCGUCGUGCCUCUUAUCCUGAAGCCGUUAGUGCAAGAACGAAACUCUGCGAAUGCACGCAGUCGCCUCCUUAUCUGCGAUCGCGCGUUGUUGGGAGCUGUCAACCUCUUCUCUGUCAUCGCUAUAUAGCAUUCAUUUCUCUAGUGCCUAACUCCUCCUGCUGGCAGAAGUUCCCGCACAGAGUUGGAACAGAGCUCGCAGUAUAAGCUCAACAAGUUCAGGAUCGACCGCGACGCGCACUCUUCCUUUCCCGGAAUCGGAUACGACGGCGAUCGGUGUCGGCUUCGGCCGCCGCUUAUGAUGUUCUCUGCGCUCCCUCUCUCGGGAAGGAGGCCGUACGAGAGCAGUAGCGAUACGGCCAGACGGUGAGGAAUGGCGGUCUUUGCUGUUGUUCUUUUUUUCUCGCGCCCAGGAGGAAACCGGGAGGAGAAAAACUAGACGCUCCUGGAAGCUUCCGUUUGCGACUGUGUGUGUGUAUGUGCACGUAGGCUCUACUGCUAUAGAUUGCCCGUCCACAGCCGCCGCCGCCGACUCCUGGCCGACGGGCCGGAAGCGGGCGGAGAGGCGUACUCAGUGGAGCAAUAGACGGCUAUAGGCACGAAAGAAGAAUCCCCAAGCGCAACGGUCGUCGCGAAACGCGAUCUGCACCACCUUCUCUGCAGAGAAGAGGGACGGACCGACGAUCAGAAAGGAAGACAGCGCCGAGAGAGAGAAGCGCGCUCCGUGCCGUAUCCUCCUUCCCGGCUUGCGACCUACCGUUCUUGGAGCCUCCCUUGUCGAACUGUCUGCGCGAGAAAGAAGUAAAACUUAGCCGUCUCUUCAAGUGGCCCUUCUCUGCAUGCAGCGGCAGCGGUGCGUGGUUUCGGCCGAGCAGUGCUUUCAGCCGUAACGUGUCGACGACGGACGACCUGUGGCGGCGGCUGGACGGACGUCCUCUCUCUCCUCUCUGCCGCCGCCGCCUCAUCGCCGUGUGAUUGAUAAGCGCGGUCGACCGCCGCCGCCUAAAGUGGGCGGGUUCCGCUACGGGUGCCGCCGUGUGUGCUUGCUGUGGCGACGACGCACCGACGCGCGGUCGCGCAUACCUAUCUUCGCGUCUCACCGGUCUGUCGCGGAUACACGGUCUUUGCGCUAGCACCUGCCCUGCGCGCUGCCACACGAUCCACCGUUGCCCGAGUCCGGCCCAGCGCUCGCGCACUGCAUAUACCGUCGCGGGUGUCAGGUGCGAGCAAGAGUCCACGGGCUCUCGACAAGCCCGCUGUUUCCAGGCUCGCGCUUCUCUCGCUGAGCGGGAGCGUUCCUGUGGACGAGUGUGAGGUGAGACAGGAGUGAGGUGACGCCGUGCGGACUUCUUUCGCUUCGAAGACCCCAUUGGGGACCCAUUACCCCGCUCUCCCGCCGUUGCACCUUCUUGAAGAGGAACUCUUUGAACUUGAUCGCAGCCCAUUUGAUUCACGCUGAACAGUGUAUUGUCGUGAGGCCUGCCAUUACGAACUUAGCUGCUAUUCGUUUCGCUCGGCGCAACCUCUCGUGGCACCGAGGGCUUUAAUUGGGGAGAGCGUUCCUCACCUUUUCUGUGCGAGCGUGCUCUGAAAACGACAUCAAGAUUGACCGAGAAAAGUUGGACGGACAUCGGACCUUCCUUGUCUAGAAGGUCUGACCUGGAUCUAUAUUGUUCGCGCGGUCGUCGCAGCCGUCAUCGCACGUGUGCUUCGAGUGCUUCGCCUGGAGGGGUAAGCUCCCGCCUUGGAGCUACAGCUCAUCGCGGAGACGGCGAAAUCGCUCAUUGUCCUCGAAGUGCGGCGUCGCUGCCCUGAUCUGCUUCUUCGCCGUGAACUCUUCAUCUCUCGAGGCGGCUCGACGGGCGUCGCAGUUUUGUUCGCCACACCGUGCGAAGCACUGCUUGUGCGUGGUGCACGCGUGGGCGUCAACCCCCUUCGGACCCCUUCGCCUCCUGGAUCGCCUCCGUCACCUUGUGCCUCGGAGUAUCGUUUCUCCCUUUUGUCCUCUUUUUUUUUUCGUUUUACAUCUUUAGCGCCCCUGUUCUCAUUCUCCGCUGUUUGUGGUAGCCGGCUCUUGCUGUACUGCCGCGAGCGCUCCUGUGCGAACCGGAGUGAGGGAACCGCGUUCCCACAGGCCGCUUGUCGGAGCCGCGUCUCUUUGUGCGUGCGUGUUGUGUUGGUGCGCUUCGUGGUGAUAUGGUGACGGUGCGGUGAGCGCGCGGGACCCGUCCGAAGCCAUGUCUGAGCUGGUGGCCAGGGCCGCGAAGAUCGCGGCCGGAUGCCUGACCCGCCGCUCCAAGCGCUACGACUUGGCCAAGGUGCACGCCAGGGGAUGCAUCGCAGCCGCAGCCGCUCCUCAGCCUCAAGACACCUGGGUUACUGUACAUAAUGUUAAAAGCUGUAAUGAUGGGGGAAUCCUGGACCUUGAUGACCACCUCAAUGAUGUCGUCGAUGACAGAGAACAAAUCAUAGCUGUGUUUGAGGAGCACUCAUCUCCUUGCCCAACCCACAAUGCUGGAGAUGGGACCAGUGCUAGUUCUGUGGGCACUGAGAGUCCCGACAUCUUCCACUGCAAUGAGUUGAACCACAAUGGUGGCGUCAAGGGCGGUUCCAGCUAUGUGGACGUGGAAGAAAUCACUGCUGACAAGCUUCCAGUGGGCGUCGCUCCUCUUCAGGUACGAAGGGGCAGUGAGCCGACGCUAAAUCGUCUUUCACCAGUUUCAUGUGAACUUGAUCCCAGCAAGAGGUGGUCAGCUGCUGUUGUUGUGGAUGACCUCUCACUUACCCGAGGAGUAAAGGAGAAUGGCAGCCUCUCAGACAAUGAGCAGCAGCCUCCUCCCCCACCUGGUGAGAGGGGUGAGGGAAGUGGCGGCGAAGAAAAGUCUACUGCAGGGACGCUGUCGCGCAUUUCGCGGGGCUCUGGACGACUAUCCAUGCUGGGCAAUAACCCCCACAUGCUUCGGUGGGCAGAGGCAGCUGACCGGCAGCUCUACAAGUUUCAAGACAGCAGGAAAGAACCGCUGGGCAGUGCUGGCUCUUCUCCUGACAGGGACAGUGCUGCUUCAUCAGGGAGCAGCCAUGAGGAAAGGGACUCCAUAGUUGUACUCAAGAAUGAGGCCGGUCCAUUGGGCAUCCAUGUUGUUCCAGAGCAAGGCAGUGGGGGAAGGGACAUGGGCCUGGUGAUCCAGGGCAUUGAGCCUGGUGGCCGGAUAGACCGAGAUGGCCGGCUGCGGGUCGGUGACACCAUUGUGGAAGUGAAUGGCCGGAGCCUCCUGAACCUGAGCUUCCAGGCUGCACAACAAGUGUUCAAGGAGGCGCUGCAGUCCCCAGAAAUCUGUUUGCACCUGUCGCGGCGUAGGCCAACACAUUCAGGUUCCUCUCCUAUUUCGUCACCUCCUCCUCCUCUGCCCCUGUCACUGCCUCCAUCAUUAUCAUCAACACUAAGUGGCAGUGAUGCGGGCUCUUCUCUCACAUCCUCAACCCAAAGUCCACCUAAGCGGCCUCCCCCACCUCCAUCUUCCUUCCGCAAGGACCCAGCAGAAGAGCUCAACAAUGGCUCCGUCAACGGUCUCGUUGAGGGAGAAGAAAGGAGUGGUCUCAACAGUAAGGUGGCAACAGUGACACCAACAAAAAAGCUUCCACCACCUCCACCUAAUGUCGGUGCCAAUGGUAGGUCAACCAGUUCAUGCCUGAAUGUGGCCAACACGCGUAAGAUCGGCCGCAAGGUGCACAUCAAGUUGGUCAAGGGGCCCGAAGGUUUGGGCUUCAGUGUCACGACACGGGACAACCCAGCCGGUGGGAACUGCCCCAUCUAUAUCAAGAACAUCUUGCCACGAGGAGCAGCCAUUGAUGAUGGACGGCUCAGGCCAGGUGACCGGUUACUUGAGGUGAAUGGCGUAGAAAUGACAGGCCGGUCGCAAACUGAUGCUGUCACAAUCUUGAGAAAUGCACCACCUGGCAGCACUGUGGAAUUGGUGGUAUCUAGGCAGGAACCGGAUCCUUCACCUAGCCCUGGCCUUCCGCGGGAAAUUCCCCCUGAAAAGGCUGGCGAUGAAGUUGGCAUUUUCCCCUGGCGUCAGAAGGAAAUCCUGACACUUGACAUUCCACUCAACGACACAGGCUCAGCUGGUCUUGGCGUAAGUGUUAAGGGCAAGACAUCGACUGGCGCCAGCUCCCCUGUUGACCUGGGCAUCUUCGUCAAAUCGGUGAUCCACGGCGGUGCUGCAUCUAAGGAUGGCCGCUUGCGCACUAAUGAUCAGCUACUCAACAUCAAUGGGAUCUCACUCCUGGGCAUGACGAACAGCCAAGCCAUGGAGACACUACGGCGUGCCAUGACUCAAGGCGAGGGGCCUAACCCAAAUGCCAUCACCCUCACCAUAGCUCGUAGGGUGCCCUCGCAAGAUGUUGCCGAGAACCUCAGGUUCGAGGAGGGCUUCCUGUCCAGCGGGGACUCAUUCUCGGUGCACCUGCGAUCAGACUCGCUGCUCAGCUCAGACUCAACGGCCGCCUCCUCAUCUUGUGAAAACCUCUCAGUCUCGGGGGGCAGUGGUCGCACACCUGACCAUUCCACAAGCGGCAACUCUGAAAACACUGUGGUCUAUGUGCCUAAGCAGCCACCUCCACCACCUGUGCACGAAUAUGGCUAUGGAAGGAAUCCUGUGCUGGAGCGGCUUAUGGGCCAGAGUUCUGGCACAUUGCCAUCCAACCUUCGCAAUGAGUCAUACCUUCGUGCCAGUCACGACAGUUGGGCGGCUGAGCGGUACAGCAGGCACCACACGGCACCUCGCACCGCACCCAAUCACCGGCCCACUCCGCUGUCCCCCAAUACCAGCCGGGGGUCUGCAGACACGGUGCAAAUAGAGGACGACUACUCAUCCUCUUUGCGGGGUGAGGACACCUCUGUCCCACCCAUGACACCUGUUGAAGAGGAAGCCCCAACACCCACUCUUGGUCACGAUAGCAACAAUCUCAAUCAGAGCGAGUUGUCCUUGGUAGACGGUGGCAUCUUCUGCCGAGAUGGUUUUGGCCGGCAGAGCAUCUCUGAGAAAAGGCACGCCCACUUGGAUGCUCGUAAUACAGACACCUACAAGCGCAACAAGCGAACGCGAGAAGAGCAGGACAAGGCAAACGCUCGGCAGCAGCAGACAGAGGUCAAGACAUCUAUUUCACCCCCAACAAUCGGCAAUGGGUCACAUCGAGAUGGAGCUGAUCCCCGGCGGCCUACAGCACUAAAUGGGAAAGAGCAGCAGAACGGCAACCUGAUGCGGUCCAACUCGGCAGAUUCCCUCUUGAGUCAUUCCAGGUCACAUGGCCCUCCUGAAUCUACAUAUCUAGUCAAAUGUCAGCAAGUGAGCAAGGUGCAUAGGAAUCACUUGUUCUUCUAUCCAGCUUGCUGCUUUAUGGUGAAUGGCGACUCGCCAAGCACUGACGCGAGCUGCCAAACGACCAACACAACGGUGACCAAGAGCAACCACAGCGGCAGUGGCAAUGGCACAGCGCAGCUUGUCGGUCCUUCAUUGGGCAUGCGCAAGUCGAGCAGCCUCGAGAGUCUCCAGACACUCAUGGUUCAGGGGCCAGAUGGCACCAUUGUGGCUUCCACGUCACAGAAUCCACGGCAAGAGCGGGGUGCUAGAGGUUGCAAUGAGAGCUUCCGUGCGGCAGUCGAUCGUUCUUACGAUGGACCAAGCACUGCGGGGGCACAGAAUUCCGCUGACCAGAUGGAGACAUUGGAGGAGGAAAAGGAGAGUGAGACUGGCAGUGCAACAAGUGGCGAGCAUCGAGGCGGCUGCCCAUUGCAUUCGGUCACGGUGCCACUGGAUGCCCGUGAAGCUGCUGCCUAUGCCAGCAAGGAUGCAGCUUCCUCUAAGCCAACACAGCGAAAGAAAGGGUUGCUCAAAGGCCUUGGCAGUGUGUUCAGUAGGUUUGGCAAGAACCGCAAGACGAUUCCAGAACCAGGCUCCAAGCUCUCCCGAGAAGAACUUGAGCAAGAGGCAGAGCGUCUGCGAGCAAGGCAAGCAGCGCGUGAUGAGCAAGAGCGUAUUCAAGAGCAGUACAGGAAGCUGCUAGAGCAGCAGCAACAGCAGCAGCAGCAAGAGCAACAGCAGCAGCAGCAGCAGCAGCAGCGACAACAGCAGCACAUGCAGCCUUCCCACCAGCCACCAUUGCCACCCCUGCCAACACAGCAGCAACAGCAGUAUCAGCAGCAACAGCACCAUCACUUUCAAAAUCAGGGAUGGCUCUUCUUACAGCGAGGGCCUGCGCAACACCAGCAGCCCUCACCCUCGGUAUCCUCGCCACCACCAUGUCCAAGCAGAAGCACGCCAACCUCCACAAGUGCAGCAUCACGUCAGGAACGCAUGCAGCUGUUGCGGGCCCAGCACCAGAAGCGGCAUGUGGAGCGGCAGGGCCACUAUCCGCGUGACGACCUUGAAGAGUGGUACGAGAAAGACCUGCAACACAAGAUGCGCAGCCCUGUGCCACCGCAAGGCCGUCCUCUGCCGCCUGUGCCUCAUGCCUUGCUGCCACCUGCCUAUGGCACGUGCGGCUAUGCUCAGAGGGCAAUCCCUAAGGCUGUAAAAAGGACAUGUUACACUCAGAAGCGCAUACAAUCUGUAAUGUAUACAAGCUGUGUAUACUGUAACAAACCACUGGCUAACGGUCACAGUUUGAGACGAGAUAGUGAUGUUGUCCACUCAAGGUCACAAAGUUUUGACAUAUUUAAGGAAAUGGAACGGCCAGGAAGCCGGGUUGGACUUGUAGACCCCACCCAGUACAGCCACUAUGUUAACUUUAACGAGAUCCAGCUACACCUCCGGCAGUUCCAGCAGAAGCAGCAGCAGCAGCAGCAGCAGCAGCAGCAGGUCUCCUCACAGUCUCGAGAUCCCACCUGCAGCAGUUCAUCACAGCCAGCGCCCCCACCACCAAUGUCCAAUCGGUCUCGCCCAGAACGCCCGUCAUCAAACUACUUUGAGUACGAGACUGUCCAGGGUGUUCCUCCAAAGCCCCAAAAGGAAAGGAACGGCAUGGGCCCAACAGAGUCCAAUUCACUUCCACGGCACGCACACGUGGCUGGGCAUCGCAUGGUGUAUGCCAAAACGGUCCCAAUGCAACAGACAAUGCAGCCCACCCAUAGUGCUCUUGGCAGUGGCAAUGUUGGAGUGAUGAUCAAGACUGUUCCGCGGGCUGCUCCGCGGGCACACCUCCAAACGAUGGCUGGCUACAGGCAUUCUCCAAACCAUUUGUCACAGGUCUACGGUAUCACGUCACGUCAUGACAUUGGUCAGCAGAUGCCUGGCUCCAAAGUAUGAAUGAACCAUUGCAGUGUUCUGCCUUGUUGCUUCUUAAAAUUUUUUUUCAUUAUCGUGUUGUAUGAACACUGAGAUGCAUGUGUGUAUAGCGUUGACAUUGACUUCCACCAGUACCUCAAAGAUGGAACAUGUCUGUUUCAUGCACGAAGCAGUGUAGGAUGUGGUUGUUUGGACCAGGAGAGUCAUCCGUCCAAGCUCGGUACUGCUGUUGCUUGCCUUAUGGGCAUGCCCAAGAUCGUUUCUCUCUCUCCUUUCUUUUUUUUCGCGUGCAUUGCUAUGUUUCAAGCUGCACUGGGUAUGACAUUAAAGAAAAGUGUGCCAUUUUUAUGCAAGGUAGUGACAAUAGGAGAUAGAACUGAAAAGGAGCACCACUACCCCUGCCAUGUGUCCAAUGCUGUUUUGUGUAGUGCAGACAUGAGUGCAGCUGAUUGUAUUUUUAGAAUGCAAUUUUGUAUUGUCGUGGAAGCGAUAUAGUGUGUUAUAAGGAAAUCGUUGCGUUUACGCACCAUGAAAGAAGCUCUUACCUUUUUUUUUUACUAACAAACAGGAACAAAAGAAUGUGCAGGUGCCUUGCUGACUCUGGGUUAUUUGUAAGAAUGUUUUCAUCUUCAUAAUUGUGUGGAGUUUGAUGAGAUCAUGUAACUCAUGACCUUACAUUUGUUAUGAUGGGAGGAAAGUUGCAUUGAGUUCUCAUACAUUGCUGGUGUUUGAUUUGUUCACUGGCUUGUUUCAUGUAUUUACACAUUCAUUAUUUUUCCCAUCAAGGAAAAUGUGCAUUGUAAGUGCUCGCUAAACCGUCACCUUUUUCUUACAUGAAACCCUGUUCUUUUUUUUUUCUUAUUCCAUUGUACAUAUGUUUCUCUUUCUUCUUUAUUAAUGAAAUUUUCUUUCUCCUUUUUCUUUUUAAUUGAAUGUGACAGUGUGGCUUAUGAGAGUGUAAUCUUGCCUUAGCACAUGUCUUCGCACCCUUUAUACAAGGUUGUGCAGCCGGAUCGUUCAUUCCUGUUUUUCUUGUAUCUUGUAAAAUUUUUGUAUGACAGUUUAUAUAUAAAUGAGAAAACAUCUUUUUAGGACAAGCCUUUGUAAGUCUGAUUCUACACUCAUUUCUCCACUUGAACAUACAGAAUAAAGAGAAAUGUACAGUUGA